This is a messenger RNA of Diceros bicornis minor, 1492 nucleotides long. RefSeq names its product ectodysplasin A (gene EDA). The transcript has 8 exons. NCBI's taxonomy places the organism in Eukaryota, Metazoa, Chordata, Mammalia, Perissodactyla, Rhinocerotidae. Gene Ontology annotation, cellular component: membrane. The record is from RefSeq and is a predicted model, not a curated record. Gene Ontology annotation, molecular function: death receptor binding; tumor necrosis factor receptor binding; death receptor agonist activity. Gene Ontology annotation, biological process: animal organ development; immune response. Bases 192 to 1367 code for a protein of 391 amino acids.
UUCCCACCCCUCGAAGUGGAGCUGCACAUGCGGCUGCUCCCUGCUCCGUCCCGCCCAGCGCCCGUAGCGCAGGAACGGGUCCCUGCAGCCCCCAGCCGAUGGCAGGACAGUAGCCGCCUGUCAGGGGUCGUGAACCGCUGAGGCAGACGCGGCGGCUCCCGGGCCUCAGAGAGUGGGCGUCUCCGGAGGCCAUGGGCUACCCCGAGGUAGAGCGAAGGGAACCUCUGCCCGCGGCAGCGCCGCGGGAGCGGGGGAGCCAGGGCUGCGGCUGUCGCGGGGCCCCUGCCCGGGCGGGCGAAGGGAACAGCUGCCGGCUCUUCCUGGGUUUCUUUGGCCUCUCGCUGGCCCUCCACCUGCUGACGUUGUGCUGCUACCUGGAGUUGCGCUCUGAGUUGCGGCGGGAACGGGGAGCCGAGUCCCGCCUUGGCGGCCCCGGCACCCCUGGCACCUCUGGGACCCUCAGCAGCUCCGGUGGCCUGGACCCUGAUGGUUCCAUCACCCGCCACUUCGGGCAGCCGUCACCUCAGCAGCAGCCCCUGGAACCGGGAGAAACCACAUUCCCCCCAGACUCCCAGGACGGGCACCAGAUGGCCCUUCUGAAUUUCUUCUUCCCUGAAGAAAAGUCAUAUUCUGAAGAGGAAAGUAGACGUGUUCGCCGCAAUAAAAGAAGCAAAAGCAGUGAAGGAGCAGAUGGUCCAGUUAAAAAUAAGAAAAAGGGAAAGAAGGCAGGCCCUCCUGGGCCCAAUGGCCCCCCAGGACCUCCAGGACCUCCCGGACCCCAGGGACCCCCAGGGAUUCCAGGGAUUCCUGGAAUUCCAGGAACAACUGUUAUGGGACCACCUGGCCCUCCAGGUCCUCCUGGUCCUCAAGGACCCCCUGGCCUCCAGGGACCUUCUGGUGCUGCUGAUAAAGCUGGAACUCGAGAAAACCAGCCAGCUGUGGUGCAUCUACAGGGCCAAGGGUCAGCAAUUCAAGUCAAGAAUGAUCUUUCAGGUGGAGUGCUCAAUGACUGGUCUCGCAUCACUAUGAACCCCAAGGUGUUUAAGCUACAUCCCCGCAGCGGGGAGCUGGAGGUACUGGUGGACGGCACCUACUUCAUCUAUAGUCAGGUAGAAGUAUACUACAUCAACUUCACUGACUUUGCCAGCUAUGAGGUAGUGGUGGAUGAGAAGCCCUUCCUGCAGUGUACUCGCAGCAUCGAGACGGGCAAGACCAACUACAACACUUGUUACACCGCGGGUGUUUGCCUCCUCAAAGCCCGGCAGAAGAUCGCCGUGAAGAUGGUGCACGCAGACAUCUCUAUCAAUAUGAGCAAGCACACUACCUUCUUUGGGGCCAUCAGGCUGGGCGAGGCCCCUGCAUCCUAGAUUUGUCCUGUUUUACCCCUUACCUGUGCCCUUGCCCCAGGUUUGGGAGCUGGGACUUCCGGAACCUGUAAGUGCUGCUGUGGAGUGAGGUAUAUGGGUGCUGCAGCCACAGAGAGAAAUGCCCC